AUGACCCCAAGACAGACACCCCUGAGCAUAGCCGCGAACGGUGGACAUGAUGCUAUAGUAAAGCUGCUCCUAGAUCACGGAGCUCAAUUAAACGACGUCGUCAAAGAAGAAAAACGCUGGGCAGGACGAAUGUAUCCCGCGGUCAGAGCUCUUCUUGCGGGUCAUGAGAGUACCCUCAGGCUACUUCUUGAAUCAGGGGCUCAGACAGAAGGAUCUAACCUGUUAUUCGGAGGGUUGAUUAACUGUGCAGUGGCUUCCGGCCAAAUGCCGAUGUUGAAACUUCUCAUGCAAUUCGGUGUCGAUGUAAAUGCUCAAGUCCACGGAGUCUCUCCGUUGCUUUGGGCAGUGCGCAGAAAGCCAAACUAUGCAUCUUUGGUGGAGGUCCUUCUUGAUCAUGGAGCGGACAUUGCCUUGGCUGAUGAUGACAGGGGGGGAUUGAUACGUGAAGCACUUGAAAAAGGAACCCUCGAAACAGUCGAUUUGCUUCUUAGACGUGGAGCAAAUCUUCAUGCGAGCAUGUUGAAAUUGGCUGCAAGUCGAUGCACUCUCGAGACGGUCCGCCUGCUUCUAGACCAUGGAGCUCGGGUUAGUCUCGCAUCUGUAAUGCGCGCUGUAAUUUCUAAGAAGUGCGACAUACUGGAGCUGCUUCUUGGACGUGGAUUUGAUCUCAAUGAAAGGACCCCUGAGGGGUAUACUGUUUUGCAUCACGCCAUUCACUGCUGCGAAAUCCGUCCCCCUAUACGUGCCAGUCUACGUCCCCCUAUACGCCGACAACAUCCGGCCAUUGGGGGUUGCGACGGCAGUGAUAUAUCGACACUGACUCCUGUGUUUCCACAGAGGUCUAGUUCACUGCAUGUUGCAGCAUAUUGCCGGAAAGAAGAUGAUUCAGGCACCUCAGAAGAGAUAGUGAGAUGUCUUAUACGUUGGGGCGCGGAUGUGAAUGCUAUGGAUGGAGAGAGACAAACACCACUUUACUAUGCUUGGAAAUAUGCUUCUCCUGCUGUGCAGCAUAUGCUGUUGGAAAACGGGGCUGAUUGGACCGCUAUGCUGACGAAAUACUGA
Molecule: messenger RNA, 1062 nt
Organism: Penicillium coprophilum
Lineage: Eukaryota; Fungi; Ascomycota; Eurotiomycetes; Eurotiales; Aspergillaceae
Product: ankyrin repeat domain-containing protein
Exons: 1
Coding region: 1-1062 (353 amino acids)
Cellular component (GO): cytoplasm; nucleus
Molecular function (GO): protein binding
Source: RefSeq, a predicted model, not a curated record